Aphanomyces astaci is the source of this 969-nucleotide messenger RNA. RefSeq lists its product as hypothetical. The transcript has a single exon. The record is from RefSeq and is a predicted model, not a curated record. Bases 83 to 871 code for a protein of 262 amino acids. Lineage: Eukaryota; Oomycota; Saprolegniomycetes; Saprolegniales; Verrucalvaceae.
GUUAUUAAUAAAACGUGAUUAACGCAUUGGUGUCCAUGUAAAACACGACACCUGCCAAUCAAACAAGCGCUUCGCUUGCGAAAUGGUGUUGGAGGGAGCGACGGUGGCGCGGUCCCUCUACGACGAGAACUUGCGGCUUCAAGAACGUCUCGAUGCACAGGAGUUGGAGAUUGAGGAGCUUCUCAUGGAAAAGACUCGUCUGAAGCGGAAGGAGAUGCGCGCAUUGUACCGCCAACGCAUGGUCUAUCGGCACCCAGCGGUAGUGCUUGAAGAACCGACGGCGUCCGACGAGACAUUCGACUUCGACCGUCGCGAGAUGCAGAUCAUCUUGAUGGAAGACGCGUAUGACUCUAUGCUUCGAAUGGUGGACAAUGGCAUGAACGAAGUGUCGGAAGAUGACGUGGACGUCGUGGAUUCCUACCACGGUCUUUACCGCUUCCAUCGGCAGUGGCACCCCCAUCCCAAUUCCGAUGUGCCUAUCAAAUCCCAGAAUAUCUCUAUGUACGACGAGCCAUGGAAGAGUCUUCUCGAUGCCUACGCGAAUGGCAACCCCAACAAAUUCAAAUACCUGUCAUCGUGGAUCCGAUACAUGCUACUUGGCGGAAGCAUCGGACCAGCGGCGGCGCCUGCGCAGUUCCCAGCGGGGGUCGAGCUCUCGUUCUUGUCCAAGGAGAUCUUUGAGGGGUUUUCCAGGAUCUUGGUGCCGGCGCUCCAAGAGCACCGACCCGAUCUCAACGUGCAUGUGUUCUCCAAGACCGUCGUGGACUGCACGUUACGCAUCGUCGUAAUGCCGAAGCAUCGCUUGCAUACGAAGAAAUCCGAGCAGCAUGAAGGUGGUCAACCAGCCGCCGGACUACCAGUUGCGAGUUAGGCGUCGAUCCGAAGAUAUGGAGAGAAUCGGAAGGAGCGAUGGGAUGGUUUAAGUUAUAUGACUAAAGUAGGGUGUUUCUUGCACUCCUUUCUCCAUGU